Molecule: messenger RNA, 2047 nt
Organism: Nerophis ophidion (straightnose pipefish)
Lineage: Eukaryota; Metazoa; Chordata; Actinopteri; Syngnathiformes; Syngnathidae
Gene: sgsh
Product: N-sulfoglucosamine sulfohydrolase (sulfamidase)
Exons: 10
Coding region: 208-1848 (546 amino acids)
Biological process (GO): glycosaminoglycan catabolic process; heparan sulfate proteoglycan catabolic process
Molecular function (GO): N-sulfoglucosamine sulfohydrolase activity
Source: RefSeq, a predicted model, not a curated record
UGUGAUCAAAUGCUGGUGUGGCUAAUUUUAUUUACGGAAGUCGGAACAAUAAGUUAGUUCCCUCGUGCGAAUGUGUAAAAAGAAACAAUGUAACCUAUUUUUUUUUAAGUUUGUAUUUCUAUUUUAAUAGAUGUUAGUUUUAAAUUUUAAUUUAAAUAAAAGCUUAAGCAAGUUAAGUUUUCUCGGACCGAUAUUAUCAGCAUUACUAUGACACUUAAGCUACUUUUUUACCUCCUACUUCAUUUUUCUUUCAGCCAGUCAAAGACAAGAAAUGUCCUUCUAAUCAUAGCUGAUGAUGCUGGUUUUGAGACUGAGGUUUACAACAACUCAGUGGUUCGAACGCCUCACCUGCGUUCUCUGGCCCAGCGAAGCCUGGUGUUCAACAACGCGUUCACAUCUGUCAGCAGCUGUUCUCCCAGUCGCUCUACUAUACUCACUGGUCUGCCACAGCACCAAAAUGGCAUGUAUGGCCUUCACCAAGGCGUCCAUCAUUUUAAUUCCUUUGAUGGAGUUCAAAGUCUGCCGCUAGUGCUCAGACAAGCGAACAUACACACGGGUAUAAUUGGUAAAAAACAUGUUGGUCCUGGCUCUGUGUAUCCUUUUGACUUUGCCUACACGGAGGAGAACAACUCUGUCCUCCAGGUGGGGAGGAACAUAACCCGCAUCAAACUUCUGGUCCGAAAGUUUUUCCAGACCCAUAAAGAGGAAGUUUUUGAGAGGAAGCACAAAGAAGAGGAACACGGAACUAAUGGUCAAAAAGAUGAAGAGAGGCCUUUUUUUCUCUAUGUUGCCUUUCAUGACACACACCGCUGUGGGCACUCACAGCCUCAGUAUGGAGCCUUCUGUGAGAAGUUUGGUAAUGGAGACAAGGGCAUGGGAAACAUUCCUGACUGGACUCCACAAUAUUACACACCACAACAAGUCAAGGUUCCUUCAUUCAUGCCGGACACGCCUGCAUCACGAGCAGAUUUGGCGGCGUUGUACACGACUGUAAGCAGGUUGGACCAAGGUAUUGGAUUACUUCUAAAGGAGCUCAGGGACGCUGGUUAUGAAAACGAUACUUUGGUCAUCUACAGUUCUGAUAAUGGCAUCCCCUUCCCCAAUGGGAGAACCAACCUAUAUCAGUCUGGCACAGCAGAGCCAAUGUUGGUGUCCUCACCUGAGCACAUGAAUCGAUGGGGAGACAAUAGCCAGGCCUAUGUCAGCUUACUAGGACUCUUUUUCGCAGUGAGAAGAGACGACAUCUCUACAGCAAACACCUGCUGCGCACAUCGUUCAGACAUCACCCCCACCAUUCUGGACUGGUUUUCUCUGCCCUACCCAUCAUACACCCUACCUGGCAGCACGGCAGUGCCAGUUCACCUCACUGGACGUUCUUUGCUGCCCGCCCUGAUCACUGAACCCAGCAGCUGGAACACACUCUAUGCCAGCCAAUCUCUACAUGAAGUCACCAUGUACUACCCAACUCGCUCUGUCCAGCAAGGGGCCUAUCACCUCCUCCAUAACCUACACUAUCGUAUGCCAUUUCCUAUCGACCAGGACCUUUAUGUGUCUGCCACCUUUCAGGACCUGCUGAACCGCACCAGACUGAGUCAACCAACAAACUGGUUCAAAACUCUGAACGAGUAUUACUACAGAGAACGCUGGGAACUAUACGAUACCAGGAAAGACCCUUUGGAAAGGAAGAAUUUGGCAUCAGACGGUACAUACAUCAAAGUUGUGGAGGUCUUGAAGCAAAGUCUGCAGAAGUGGCAGUGGGAGACUGGGGAUCCGUGGGUGUGUGGGCCCGACUACGUCCUGGAAGACAAGCUGGAGCCACAAUGCAGGCCUCUCUACAACCAACUGUAAAUGUUAUGAUUGACACACUGUAUUAGGAGCAUUUAUAUUGCUCUUAAAAUAAUCAUAUUUCAUUCAUGUAAUGAUAUUAACAUUUUUAUUAUUGAAUCACGUGUCAUACUUGCGUAUUAGGACUAGCAACAUGACAUUUUACUUGUGUUUAUUUUUCCAGUACUGCAGUCGUCAAUAAAUCAUUAUGAAAUACAUUUUA